CUUGUCUGUGCUUUUCAACCUCACAGGGCUAGCUUGACGGUCGACCUGAACCGGUUGAUUUUCCACCCCCGUCGUGGAAGGGGACGCAACCCGGUGGCAGGGGGGUCGGUGAGCCGGUAGGUAUUAGUCUAGUCUGGGGAGUCAGGAGACAACUUCACGAUGCGUUAUGUUUAUAAAUAUGGGGGUUGACGUCCUUCGUCCUGGCUUCACGUUUGGUCUUCCUUCGGCUCUUCACCACCAAGUCCCGGUAGUGUAGUCUCCGGUGCAUACAUUCGUUCAUACAGACCAUACUACAUUCGUUCAUUUUAUACUUACAUUCAACACUCUCUUGAAUAAUAAUUCUUAAUUUUCUGCCUGCACUCCGUACCAUGGCCCCCCUUCGUUCUUGGGCUGCACUGGCUGCCCUUGGCCUUGCCUCCCUGGCCCAGGCUUGGCACAACGAGGAACCUCCUUGCCCUAGCGAAUAUGCUCCUUUUGAGUAUUCCGGCUGCUAUGCCGAUGCCGACGGAAACAGCCUGGUCUACAGGUCCUCGGAGACUUCAGAUGACAUGACCGUUGAGAAAUGCUCGGCCAUCUGCAAGGGCAACGGUUUCGCCCACUCUGGAUUGAAGUACUACGGCAUCUGCUACUGCGGCAACGUCAUCGAGGGCGCCCAGCUCGACGAGUCCCAGUGCUCGCACCCUUGCAACGGCGACAGGGACCAGGUCUGUGGCGGCGACAACUCCCUCUCUGUCUACAGCGACCCGACCUUCCCGGACCCGGCCCUGGUCGACGAAGACGACUACGUCGACAUCGGCUGCUGGAGCGACGACUCCACCGUCGGCCGCACCCUCUCCUGGCCCCAGGACCAGCUCAGCUCGUCCCAGAUGACCCCGCAGCUCUGCAUCGCCGCUUGCAAGGCCGGCGGCUUCCCCCAUGCCGGUGUCGAGUUCGGAGGCGAGUGCUGGUGCGGCGCCCUCAAGGCGAGCGACGCUCGCUCCGUCGAGGCUGGCGAGUGCGCCAUGUCCUGCAAUGGCGACUCGUCCCAGACGUGCGGUGGCCGUAGCCGCAUCCAGCUGUACCUGGCUGUGGGAUUCCAGUCUCUCGAGCCCUGCGGCGAGGGCCAGGAACCCGAGCCUCCCGUCUCUUCUGCCGCGCCUUCGGCUUCUCCCACCCCCUCUUCGUCUGCCGUGGUCAGCUCGGCGGCGCCAUCGCAGCCCCCCAGCACUUUCUCGUCCGUCGUCCUUCCCCCGACCACCACCGAAGUCCCCGCCGUCUGCACCACUGAGGUCGUCUUCCCCCCCACCACCGAGUACUGCUGCGGCCGGUGGUGCAGCGAGCCGAUCCCCGAGUUCAACAACAAGGCGGGCUGCCUCGUGGCCAAGGGCAAGUGCGUCCUCCAGACGGCGGCCUGCCUGGCCACCGCGGGCUGGCCCGGCACCCUGGAGUGCCUCAAGUUCGGCCAGUGGUGCGCCGAGCUCGGGUCCUACUGCCUGACCACGUGCAAGCCGGGCAGGGACUGCUCCAGGGGCGACUUCCUCUCCAAGAAGCCCCCCAAGGGCGGCGUGAAGCCCCCGACCACCAGCACCUCGACCGUGCCCUGCCCCGAGACCACGGCCGCGGCCACCCCGACCACCCCGCAUACCCCGGCCCCGACCCCCGUGGUGCCCGAGCCGACCAGCGUCUGCGUCCAGGCCAAGAACGGCCUCAAGGGCUACGGCCCGGGCAACCCGGUCGGCGGCAUCGAGAUGCCGUUCGUGACGUGCAACGACGUCGAGGCCGAGUUCCACAGCGGCUACCACUUCAAGCAGUACCUGUUCGCCAACACGCUGCGCUGCCCGACCUACAAGCGCAGCCAGGUCAAGGGCGCCUGCGUCGACGCCUGCCACGAGCAGGGCGAGACGUGCCGCAACGUCUACGCCAAGGCCCAGCUCGAGACCAAGGGCUUUACCGCCUGGGUCAAGGCCACGGCCCUGUGCAAGGUGCAGCAGGAGGACUGUCUGAAGCAGAACAAGAACGUUUCGGGCGGGAGCCACUGUACCACCUUUGGUCGGUUUUAGGUAGGGCGCCAUUGUUUUUUUUAACGUAGUGUAUGUAGUACCUACAUAGUAAUGCCUACGAUGCUAUGAAUUAUUGCCCUGGUAAAUGUGUGAAGGAGGAUUAUAUUGACAAAUGGUAGCGAAUGAUAGUAGCAGUGAGGUAUC
Sodiomyces alkalinus F11 is the source of this 2183-nucleotide messenger RNA. RefSeq names its product WSC-domain-containing protein. The record is from RefSeq and is a predicted model, not a curated record. The transcript has 2 exons. NCBI's taxonomy places the organism in Eukaryota, Fungi, Ascomycota, Sordariomycetes, Glomerellales, Plectosphaerellaceae. The coding region runs from base 369 to 2039 and encodes 556 amino acids.